This is a messenger RNA of Oncorhynchus gorbuscha (pink salmon), 1202 nucleotides long. RefSeq lists its product as uncharacterized. The coding region runs from base 262 to 1035 and encodes 257 amino acids. Lineage: Eukaryota; Metazoa; Chordata; Actinopteri; Salmoniformes; Salmonidae. The transcript is spliced from 3 exons. The record is from RefSeq and is a predicted model, not a curated record.
GUUUAAGCACGUGGCGAACGUUGAUGACGACGUUACCAUGGUUACCAAUAAUUUCCGCUGUGACCGCUGAUCCUCCGGUUCAAAUAAAAGCCAUAUAGUUUGCCAACGUCCUACUAACAAUUUUGAUAAAGUGGAUCUGAAAUGGACGUCAAUGAUGUAGUAGUCCAGAAGCUUCACACAUAGUAUAGAACUGUGUUCUUCUCUAUCAGAGUAACAGCUGGUGAUCAAGAGGUGAAUGAAGACACUGGAGCCAGAGCCAAGAUGGCAGCCAUGGCAAGAAACAUCUCCAAGGACUGGACCUACCUCUAUGAGAGGCUCUUCUCCAAGCUGUCCGAUGAGGGCUUCCACGACAUGUGGAGCAUUGGUGGCUUCCUCGUCGUAUUCAUCUUCUGCACCAUCGUCAUCACCCUGACUCUAGCUGUCAUAUUCAGCUGGUGCUGUGGCUGGUGCUUCGAACAGCCGAUUCUGGGGUCCAGCAAGAUCAGCGUGCUGCUCUCGCCACCAGAACUGUCCAGACAGAAGUCUAUGCAGACACAGGCACCCAGUUUAUCGAAACAGAGCCUGUCCAGACAGAGGUCUAUGCAGACACAGAUACCCAGUUUAUCGAAACAGAGCCUGUCCAGACAGAGGUCUAUGCAGCCACAGACACCCAGUUUAUCAAAACAGAGCCUGUCCAGACAGAGGUCUAUGCAGCCACAGACACCCAGUUUAUCAAAACAGAGCCUGUCCAGACAGAGGUCUAUGCAGCCACAGACACCCAGUUUACCGAAACAGAGCCUGUCCAGACAGAGGUCUAUGCAGACACAGAUACCCAGUUUACCGAAACAGAGCCUGUCCAGACAGAUAUACACCUCGAGGUCUGUGAUGGAUCCAAAGCAUCCCAUAGAGUCCGUUUGGAGUCCUGAGUCUGUGCCCGAUGUGCAAAAGACUGAGAAAAGCAGCAAGAACAAGAAGUUUAAAGCUGGAUCUGUGAAAGUAAAGCAUAAAAUCCAACCUGCAUCCAGGAUUGUGAGGAACAGAGAUGUACCAGUAUAGCUUCGGGCUACCAGACCAAAUCUUCCUUUGUACCUAUGUGUCUGACGGACCUCUGUGACAGCCUCAUUAGAUGUUUCAAGUAAAGCCUUUCAAUGUCAAGUUGUAUUAGUCAUCUGUGCAAGGAUACACAUGGUAUACACUGUCCAAUGAAACGCUUACUUGGAUUU